Molecule: messenger RNA, 1002 nt
Organism: Carlito syrichta (Philippine tarsier)
Lineage: Eukaryota; Metazoa; Chordata; Mammalia; Primates; Tarsiidae
Gene: TRIM5
Product: tripartite motif containing 5
Exons: 6
Coding region: 55-1002 (315 amino acids)
Molecular function (GO): zinc ion binding
Source: RefSeq, a predicted model, not a curated record
GUGAGAAAGGCCAGUCUCAGCAGUCAGGACAGGGAGGAGCAGGGAACAGUUACUAUGGCUUCAGCAAUCCUGCAGAAUAUGAAGGAGGAGGUAACCUGCCCCAUCUGCCUUGAACUCCUGAAAGAACCCUUAAGCCUACACUGUGGUCACAGUUUCUGCCAAGACUGCAUCACUGCAAACCACAAGAAGUCCAUGAUGAGCCAAGAAGAGUGGAGCAGCUGCCCUGUGUGCCGAAUCACUUACCAGCUCGAGAACCUGCGGCCUAAUCGACAUAUAUCCAACAUAGUGGAGAGGAUCAAGGAGGUCAAGUUGAGCUCAGAGGAGGAGCAGAAGGUAGAUCAUUGUGCACGCCAUGGAGAGAAACUCCUACUCUUCUGUAAGGAAGAUGGGAAGGUCAUUUGCUGGCUUUGUGAGAGGUCUCAGGAGCACCGCGGUCACCACACGUUCCUCAUUGAGGAUGUUGCUCAGGAGUACCAGGAGAAGCUCCAGGUAGCUCUGAAGAAGCUAAUGAAUAAGCAGGAGGAAGCUAAGAAGUUGAAAGCUGACAUCAGAGAAGAGGGAAAUUUCUGGAAGAAUCAAAUACUCAGUAACAGAGUAAACAUCCAAUCAGAGUUUGAGCAACUGAGAAAUAUUCUGAACUCUGAGGAGGACAACGAGCUGCAAAAGCUGGAGAAAGAGGAGGAAGAUAUUCUGAAUAGCCUGGCAGAGUCUGAAAAUAAAUUGGAUCAACAGAGCCAAUUGUUGAGAGAGCUCAUCUCAGACCUGGAGUAUCGGUUGCAGGGGUCAGCGAUGGAGCUGCUGCAGGAUGUGAAUGGCAUCAUAAAAAGGAGUAAGAACUUAACCUUGAAGAAGCCACAAACUUUCCCUAAGGAAAAAAGGAAAGUGUUUCGAGCUCCUGAUCUGAAAGGAAUACUGCAAGUGUUGGAAGAGCUGACAGAUGUUCAACGCUACUGGGGUAAGGAGAAAUCACAGUAUAUAAACCCCCCAAAUCAUAGUAUAUAA